Messenger RNA from Syngnathus typhle (broad-nosed pipefish), 1830 nucleotides. Its product is annotated as potassium voltage-gated channel subfamily A member 5. Gene Ontology annotation, cellular component: voltage-gated potassium channel complex; membrane. Gene Ontology annotation, biological process: protein homooligomerization; potassium ion transmembrane transport. The record is from RefSeq and is a predicted model, not a curated record. Gene Ontology annotation, molecular function: protein binding; delayed rectifier potassium channel activity. The coding region runs from base 199 to 1830 and encodes 543 amino acids. NCBI's taxonomy places the organism in Eukaryota, Metazoa, Chordata, Actinopteri, Syngnathiformes, Syngnathidae. The transcript has 2 exons.
UCGCUCGCUGGCUGGCUGGCUGGCAAGCUAGGGGGCGGAGAGACGGCGCUCCUCUGGCAUUGUCGCUCUACUCCUGCCAGGAGCUUCAUCUCCAGCACGUCCUCUUCCUCCUCCCGGAUGCCGGCCAGCUCCGUCAACAAGUGCGUGUGAGGCUCCAUCCGGGCGGGCGGGCGUUCAGGUGGGCGGCGUGGCGCGACCAUGGAGGUGGCUCUGGUGAGCCUGCAGGAGAACGGCGGCGCCAACAACGGAGAGCAGCAGCAACUCCACUCGGCGCUCAUGGACGACUUGGGCAAGGAGGUGAACGCUCCCCGUCAGCAGCAGCAGCAGCGGGAGCGGGAGCAGCAGCAGCGGGAGCAAGCUCCCCCCACGCAGGCUCCCGCCUGGAGGAUCAACGACAUGAACAGCACGCUGAGCUGCAGCGAGAACGCCAUGGACGCGCUGAUGCGCGCCGACCACAGCCCGCACGUGUUUGACGACGAGCUCCUGGACCUGGACGCCGACAGCAACGAGCGUGUGCUCAUCAACAUCGCCGGGCUGCGCUACGAGACGCAGCUGGGCACCCUUAACCAGUUCCCCGACACGCUGCUGGGCGACCCGGCCAAGCGGAUCAAAUACUUUGACCCGCUGCGCAACGAGUACUUCUUCGACCGCAACCGGCCCAGCUUCGACGGCAUCCUCUACUUCUACCAGUCGGGCGGCAAGAUCCGCCGGCCCGUCAACGUGUCCAUCGACGUGUUUGCCGACGAGAUCCGCUUCUACCAGUUGGGCGAGGAGGCCAUGGAGCGCUUCCGAGAGGACGAGGGCUUCAUCAAGGAGGAGGAGAAGCCGCUGCCGCGGAACGAGUUCCAGAAGCAGGUGUGGCUGAUCUUCGAGUACCCGGAGAGCUCGAGCCCGGCGCGCGGCAUCGCCAUCGUGUCGGUGCUGGUCAUCACCAUCUCCAUCAUCACCUUCUGCCUGGAGACGCUGCCCGAGUUCCGGGACGAGCGCGAGCUGGGCGGGCGCCCCGACAACGGCACGGCGGCCCGGCGGCCCUCGCUGACCUUCAGCGACCCCUUCUUCAUCAUCGAGACCACCUGCGUCAUCUGGUUCACCUUUGAGCUCUUUGUGCGCUUCUUCGCCUGCCCCAGCAAGUCCGAGUUCUCCAAGACGGUGAUGAACAUCAUCGACAUCAUGUCCAUCAUGCCCUACUUCAUCACGCUGGGCACCGAGCUGGCCGAGCAGGGUCAGGAGCCCCCCAACGGCCAGCAGGCCAUGUCGCUGGCCAUCCUGCGCGUCAUCCGGCUGGUGCGCGUCUUCCGCAUCUUCAAGCUGUCGCGCCACUCCAAGGGCCUGCAGAUCCUGGGCCAGACGCUCAAGGCCAGCAUGCGCGAGCUGGGCCUGCUCAUCUUCUUCCUCUUCAUCGGCGUCAUCCUCUUCUCCAGCGCCGUCUUCUUCGCCGAGGCCGACGAGCCCGAGUCGCACUUCUCCAGCAUCCCCGACGCCUUCUGGUGGGCUGUGGUCACCAUGACCACGGUGGGCUACGGCGACAUGCGCCCCGUCACCGUGGGCGGCAAGAUCGUGGGCUCGCUCUGCGCCAUCGCCGGCGUGCUGACCAUCGCGCUGCCUGUGCCCGUCAUCGUCUCCAACUUCAACUACUUCUACCACCGCGAGACCGACCAGGACCAGUCGUCGCUCAAGGAUGAGCCCGAGGCCAAGGCGGCGGCAGCAGCGCCGCCGGCUGAGAGCAAAGACUCGCCCGUCAAGGGCAAGGCGGUCGAGGCCAACAGCGGCUUGGACCUGAAAAGCUCUCUGUACGCCUUCUGCCUGGACACACGGGAAACCGACUUGUAG